AUGGAAGAAAUUCUUGCCAUAAUGGAAGAACUGUCAGGACUUGGGGUUAGUAAAGAUAAAAUUGCAGCAUCCAGUGCUCUCACUUCUAUUUUAAACAUACUUGAUUCGGAAAACAAAGGUUUCCAACAACAAGCUAUUAGAAUAAUGUACAAUUUGUCCUUCAGUCGUGAAGUCUGUCCCCGCAUGUUAUCUCUCAAGUGCAUCCCAAAAUUACUGCCAUUUUUUAAAGACAGAACCCUUUUGAGAUACUGCAUAUAUAUAUUGAAGAAUCUUUGUGAUACUGAAGAGGGUAAGAAUUCUGUUGCUGAAACGAAGGGAUGCAUAGCUUCUGUUGCUGAUAUACUUCACACAGGCAAUAAUGAAGAACAAGAGCACGCACUAGCAGUUCUAGUCUCUUUAUGCUCUCAACAUGUGAAUUAUUGUAAGUUGGUAAUGCGUGAGCAUGAGGAUAUCAUAACUCCUCUUUUCUUGAUCUCCCAGAAUGGAAAUGAUAAAGGAAAGGCAAGUGCGUCGGAAUUGAUCCAUAUUUUGAAUGAUGUUAACAUUGUUGAGAAUGAAGGCUGCCCAGAACCAAAUAUCAGCAACUCUUCUCGAGAUUCUGACAGCCACCCUGAAGAAAAUAGACCAUCGAAGAGAUCCCCUUUUUUUAAGAAACUAUCACCAUUCUCAAAGUCCUCAAAUGCAUCAAAAACCAAAAGAUGA
Molecule: messenger RNA, 702 nt
Organism: Sphenostylis stenocarpa
Lineage: Eukaryota; Viridiplantae; Streptophyta; Magnoliopsida; Fabales; Fabaceae
Source: the annotation of a GenBank genome assembly